Capra hircus (goat) is the source of this 4905-nucleotide messenger RNA. It is a transcript of the gene NFATC1, whose product is annotated as nuclear factor of activated T-cells 1. Gene Ontology annotation, cellular component: transcription regulator complex. The record is from RefSeq and is a predicted model, not a curated record. Bases 344 to 3124 code for a protein of 926 amino acids. Gene Ontology annotation, biological process: cytokine production; regulation of transcription by RNA polymerase II; calcineurin-NFAT signaling cascade. NCBI's taxonomy places the organism in Eukaryota, Metazoa, Chordata, Mammalia, Artiodactyla, Bovidae. Gene Ontology annotation, molecular function: DNA-binding transcription factor activity, RNA polymerase II-specific; RNA polymerase II cis-regulatory region sequence-specific DNA binding; transcription factor binding. The transcript has 10 exons.
CCUGCGUCAGAGCGAGACUCAGAGACUCCGAACUCGCCGGCACAGUCACCGCGCCGGGGAGGGCGGCCGGGCGCGGGGACCGGGGCACGGGCGCACACCUCCGAGCCCCGGCCACCGCCACCCUGCGGGGCUCCCGGGGCCGCAGCCCGGCUCCGCCACGCGCGAACACACCCUCCCACCACAUUUCUCUGGGGCGCGCGGGCUGAGCUGAGCCCGGGCCGGAGCGCGUCGGCCGGGGGAGAGGGGGCCUUUCGCGGGAGACCCGACCCCGGGCGGCAGCGCGAGGCGCCCACUUCUCCCGCUCCUCCUCCUGCUCGCCGCCGCCGCCGCCGCCGCCGCGUGGAUGCCAAGUACCAGUUUUCCAGUCCCUUCCAAGUUUCCACUCGGCCCUCCGGUUGCAGUCGGCGGGAGCGGAGAAACUUUGGGGCCCUCGGCGCCCGCCGGCGGCACCAUGAAGUCGGCAGAGGAAGAGCACUACGGCUACGCCACCCCCGGCCUGGGUGCAGGCCUGCCCCUCUCUGCGGCACACCCCUCGCUGCCUGCUCCAUGCCACGACCUGCAGAGCUCGGCCGCGGGCGUCUCCACUGUGGGGUACGGCGGGGCAGUGGACAGCGGGCCCUCCGGCUACUUCCUGUCAUCGGGCGGCAUCCGGCCCAACGGGGCACCGGCCUUGGAGAGCCCGCGCAUCGAGAUCACCUCCUACCUGGGGCUGCACCACAGCAGCAGCCAGUUCCUGCAUGAGGUGGACGUGGAGGACGUCCUCCCCAAGCGGUCCCCGUCCACGGCCACGCUGAACCUGCCCAGCCUGGAGGCCUACCGUGACCCCUCCUGCCUGAGCCCCGCCAGCAGCCUGUCCUCCCGAAGCUGCAACUCUGAGGCCUCAUCCUACGAGUCCAGCUUCUCGUACCCGUAUGCGUCCCCGCAGACAUCCCCCUGGCAGUCCCCCUGCGUGUCUCCCAAGACCACAGACCCCGAGGAGGGCUUCCCCCGCGGCCUGGGGGCCUGCGGCCUGCUCGGGUCCCCGCGACACUCGCCCUCCACCUCUCCCCGCACCAGCGUCACCGAGGAGAGCUGGCUGGGGGCCCGCACGUCCAGGCCCUCAUCCCCCUGCAACAAGCGCAAAUACGGGCUCGAUGGCCGGCAGCUGUCCUGCUCCCCACACCCCUCGCCCACGCCGUCCCCGCAGGGCUCACCACGGGUCAGCGUCACCGACGACACCUGGCUGGGCAACACCACACAGUACACCAGCUCGGCCAUCGUGGCCGCCAUCAACGCCCUGAGCACUGACAGCAGCCUGGACCUGGGCGACGGCGUCCCGGUCAAGGCCCGCAAGACCACGCUGGACCACUCGCCCGCGGUGGCGCUCAAGGUGGAGCCGGCGGGCGAGGAGCUGGGGGCCACGCCGCCCCGCCGUGGCGCCCAGCCGGAGGUGCUCGCGGCCCCCCCGCACAUCGGCAAGGGCGCCUUCUGCGACCAGUACCUGUUGGUGCCGCAGCACCCUUACCCGUGGGCCCGGCCGCGGUCCCCCACGCCCUGCGCCAGCCCGUCCCUGCCGGCUCUCGACUGGCAGCUGCCGUCACACUCAGGACCCUACGAGCUGAGGAUCGAGGUGCAGCCCAAGUCCCACCACCGUGCCCACUACGAGACGGAGGGCAGCCGCGGGGCUGUGAAGGCGUCAGCCGGGGGCCAUCCCAGCGUGCAGCUACAUGGCUACGUGGAGAGCGAGCCACUGACCCUGCAGCUCUUCAUCGGCACGGCGGACGACCGGCUGCUGAGGCCACACGCGUUCUACCAGGUGCAUCGGAUCACGGGCAAGACCGUGUCCACCGCCAGCCACGAGGCCGUUGUCUGCAGCACCAAGGUCCUGGAGAUCCCGCUGCUGCCGGAGAACAGCAUGCGCGCCACCAUCGACUGUGCUGGGAUCCUGAAGCUCAGGAACUCCGACAUUGAGCUGCGCAAGGGGGAGACGGACAUUGGGAGAAAGAACACGCGGGUGCGGCUGGUCUUCCGCGUCCACAUCCCGCAGCCCAACGGCCGGACGCUGUCGCUGCAGGUGGCCUCCAACCCCAUCGAGUGCUCCCAGCGCUCGGCCCAGGAGCUGCCCCUCGUGGAGAAGCAGAGUGCGGCCAGCGGCCCCGUCCUCGGAGGGAAGAGGAUGGUCCUCUCCGGCCACAACUUUCUUCAGGACUCCAAGGUCAUUUUUGUGGAGAAAGCACCAGAUGGCCACCACAUCUGGGAGAUGGAGGCAAAGACUGAAGGAGACCUGUGCAAGCCGAACUCGCUGGUGGUGGAGAUCCCGCCUUUCCGCAACCAGAGGAUAACCAGCCCUGUGCAGGUCAGCUUCUAUGUCUGCAACGGGAAGAGGAAGCGGAGUCAGUACCAGCACUUCACCUACCUGCCCGCCAACGUUCCAAUCAUAAAAACGGAGCCCAGCGAUGAUUACGAGCCUGCCCUCACCUGUGGACCAAUGAGCCAGGGCUUGAGCCCGCUCCCCAAGCCUUGCUACGGCCAGCCGCUCGCCCUGCCGCCCGACCCGGGUGCCUGCCUCAUGCCCGGCUUCCCAUCCCGUCCGCAGGGCAGUGCCAGCCCCGAGCUCCACGACCUCUCCUGUGCCCCUUAUGGCUCGGCCACGGCUGGCCCGGGCCACAGCCCCCUCGGACUUCCGCGGCCAGUCGGCGGGGUCCUCGCCAGCCAGGAGGCGCCGAGACCCUCGGGCGUGCCUCCUGGGCCCCCCCAGCCGCCGCCCCCCACUCUGCUGCAGCCACAGGUGAGUCCGACGUCGAGCGGUAGCUGCUCCCCGGGGCGCCGGCCAGCGCUCUGUCCCCACAGCCCCUCCUCUCCGCUGCCGCCCGGGACCCGAGAGCCGACCCACCUGCAGCCCUGUGGCCCAGCGCACCCCUGCGGGACGGGCCACCAGCAGCACCAGCCACUCGAGGUUCCGAGCAGUGAGCCUGCCGCCGCCCGGCCCCCGCCGCCGCCCGAGGUGCGUGAGGACAGUAAUCGUAGUCUGGCCCCCAUUUCCGUAACGGUCAAGCGAGAGCCUCAGGAGCUGGACCCGCUCGACCUGGAUGACGUAAAUGAGAUAAUCCGGAAUGACCUCUCCAGCACCAACAUCCACUCGUAGUUGGCAGCGUGGACUCUCAGAGGCUGCGUGGUGUCUAUCUGUUCCACGGUGAUGACUCUGAGUCAACAAACUAAAUCCAUACCUGGUACCACUGGGAGCUUCCACCGCAGUGAAGGCUCAGGUCACUUGUGCAAAGAAGUAGCCCAAGGAAGGAAGGACCGAUCCCUCAUCAGAAGGAAAGUCACCUCAAGAAGGAAACGAAAGUGGGUGGGUGGGGGGAGCGCGGAAGACAGACCUCGUGACGUUGCCCUCGUGGCCUCCACCCGGCACGGCGGCCUGACCCCGAGCCGCGCCCUCCAGGAGCCCGGGAUGUUUCAGUGGAAGUGCCUCGUUUCGGCCGACCGCAGCGGCUGGGCACCGUGGACUCAAGCGCUGACUCGGCCACCAGGAGUGCAUUUGCAGGAGCAGAAGCUGUAGGCCGUUUCGUCACGAGGCUUCAUCCUUUGUGUCAAUUACGAGAAUACUGGAGGACUGGGCAUUGUGAGGAAGACCUGCCACGUCCCUGCCUUCUCACCUCCUCCUGGGCUGUAACAUGCAAUUCUGUUGCCUUACUCACGUGUUUCAGAACUGCUCCAAAGUGUCAUCUCAGAUCUCCUGACUGCCUUCCCUCCCCUGUGUUACUCAGACCACAGGGUUGUUCAUUGUAGCAUGUUAGGAUUUUGUUUUUAAUCUGGCUUCAGACAUAGCACAGGUAAGUUGAAUAGCACAAGAUAGGUUACUGGGCAAAAAGAGAAAUCUCUCUGUCUUGGGAUAGGUCUCGCAUUUGCAUGUGUGUACAUAUAUAGGCGUAUAUUUAUGGUGAACAUAACCGACGUGGCGACAUUCAGUCUCUACCCGGCAAGGGCGUCCGCGUCAGCAAUAACCAGUAUCGGUUUUGGAAAAUACACCCGAGGCUCAAAAUCCAGCUCCCCACAGCCACGUCCGUGGGGACGCCCCCAGCCCCGGGAGGUCUGCGUCUCGGGUCUCCUGCAGUUAACCAAGCACUUUAGAACCAGGAGAGGUGCAUCCAUGACAUCGGCUGUUACCAAAUGGCAGAAUUGGAAAGAAACUGUAAAUAGUGUUACAGAAGGCGUGUAAUAUAUUUGUUCCGCUGUAAGAUCAUUCUUUCACAAAAGCCUUGUAACUGCUUCAUCUGAGGAAACCAUUACCAAAAACAGCGUUUUCCUAUGUGGUGACUGUAGUGUUUCCAGACUAGUUGCUGUUAACAUAGGUUAGUGUGAGCUUUACUACUGCAUUUUGUACCCAUAACAGCUUAUUGCGCUUUAUUGCUGGCUGUGACCUGUUGUUUCACAUAACCAAAAAGCAUGGUUUAAUGAAAACACCUUUAACCUGAUAACUGUGCCUUAGGAACUCACGCCCCCUGCUGGAACGUGGCCGAAUCGCACCCUCGGGGGAGGUGACGCAUCCUGUCCCCAAACUCAAGCGUUUCCGUGGAGAAGGCGUUCUCCCACGGAAUUAUUUUUAAAAUGUUGUUCUGUACAACUAUGUCUUACUUGUUUUUUAAGUCACAGAAACGAAAUCCUGAAAGCCAUAUUUGUAACAUUUGCACAUUACUGUGAAGAGCUGACGGUAUAUGGCUUCCUGUACAUAGCACCCCGCCACCGCCCCGCACCCCUCAUCCCGCCUGGAGCCCCUUCCUGCAUUUAGCCUCCUAGGAAUUGCAUGAGACGUUUCUCGGGAGACCGUCCUACAGAAAGGAGAUGUUUGAUACUGUGUUAGCUCUCUUUGUGGGUAGAAAAUAGAUCCAAUAAAGCAAUAUUUUUCUUUUUUUUUUUGCUGGA